CACAAAACUAAACCCUCGCUUCGGAGGCGCGUGAACCCAAGACCGACAGGCGAACGAAGCGAGGGUCCUCACAACCACCAUCCCCUGCUGCAACGACGCCGCCGGCGAUGGCGUCCAUCUCCGGCGCGGCGGCGCCGCCAUCUUCCGCCGUGUGCCGGCUUCGGCUGCGCCGGCACCUUCUGCUCCGGCCCUCCCACCUCCGCCUCCGCGCGCCCCACUCCAUCGCCGACCUCUCCCGCUCCUCCAAUUCCGCCCCGAGCCCGGCCCGCCCAGCGCUGGGCUCCGGCCCGGAGAACGGCAGCGGCGGCGUCCGCGCGGUGGAGAAGGACCCGAUCAAGCUGUGGGAGCGCUACGUCGAGUGGCUCUACCAGCACAAGGAGCUCGGCAUCUUCGUCGACGUCAGCCGGAUGGGGUUCACGGAGGAGUUCCUGCGGCAGAUGGAGCCGCGGAUGCAGCAGGCCUUCGUCGACAUGCGGGAGCUCGAGAAGGGCGCCAUCGCCAACCCCGACGAGGGUCGCAUGGUGGGCCACUACUGGCUCCGCGACCCGGCCCUCGCUCCCAACUCCUUCCUCCGGAACAAGAUCGAGACCGCACUCGACAGAAUCCUCGCCUUCUCUCAAGAUGUCGUCUCUGGAAAGAUUCUUUCCCCAUCUGGUCGUUUCACUUCAAUUCUCUCUAUAGGAAUCGGAGGGUCAGCUUUGGGCCCUCAAUUUGUUGCUGAGGCACUUGCGCCUGAUAACCCUCCACUGAAGAUAAGAUUUAUUGACAACACCGAUCCUGCUGGGAUUGAUCAUCAAAUUGCUCAACUAGGACCUGAACUGGCAACUACUCUUGUAAUUGUCAUUUCUAAGAGCGGAGGCACACCUGAAACCCGCAAUGGGCUACUGGAAGUACAGAAAGCCUUCAGAGAUGCAGGUCUGCAAUUCUCGAAACAGGGUGUUGCAAUCACUCAAGAAAAUUCUCUGUUGGAUAACACUGCCAGAAUAGAGGGAUGGUUAGCUCGGUUUCCUAUGUUUGACUGGGUUGGUGGUAGGACUUCAGAAAUGUCAGCUGUUGGUUUACUUCCAGCUGCAUUGCAGGGUAUUGAUAUCAAGGAAAUGCUAGUUGGUGCAGCUUUAAUGGAUGAGGAAACCCGGAACACUGUGGUUAAAGCAAAUCCAGCAGCAUUGCUUGCAUUAUGUUGGUAUUGGGCAUCGGAAGGGAUAGGCAAAAAGGAUAUGGUUGUGCUUCCUUACAAGGAUAGUUUAUUACUUUUGAGUAGAUAUUUGCAACAACUUGUCAUGGAAUCUCUUGGAAAAGAAUUCGACCUGGAUGGCAACCGUGUUAAUCAAGGGCUAACUGUAUAUGGUAACAAAGGAAGCACUGACCAGCAUGCUUACAUUCAGCAGCUGAGAGAAGGUGUACAAAACUUCUUUGUUACGUUUAUUGAGGUCUUGCGUGACAGGCCUGCUGGACAUGAUUGGGAGCUUGAACCUGGAGUCACGUGUGGUGACUAUUUGUUUGGGAUGUUGCAGGGAACCCGUUCUGCUCUUUAUGCAAAUGACCGGGAGUCUAUCUCUGUUACUGUGCAAGAGGUAACUCCUAGAGCUGUUGGAGCACUGAUUGCACUUUAUGAACGUGCUGUGGGGAUUUAUGCUUCUUUGGUAAAUAUCAAUGCCUAUCAUCAGCCUGGUGUUGAGGCUGGGAAAAAGGCAGCAGGAGAAGUAUUGGCCCUUCAGAAAAGGGUUCUGACUGUAUUAAAGGAGGCCAUCUGCGAGAACCCUACUGAGCCAUUGACUCUAGAUGAAAUUGCAGAUCGCUGCCAUUGCCCUGAAGAUAUUGAGAUGAUCUACAAAAUAAUCCAGCACAUGGCUGCUAACGACAGAGCACUUAUAGCAGAAGGCAGCUGCGGCUCUCCUCGCAGUGUUAAGGUGUACCUCGGUGAAUGCAGUGUGGACGAAGAUAUGCAGGCCGCAUAGAUUCUGUGUCUGGAUCCGUGUAACAUUGUUGGAAUAAAUCAGAAGCAACACAAUAGCGAUGCUAUGCAUGGGUGUCGCUGAUGCUGAUGUCUCAUUAGUUUCUUGUUUGGUGGUGCUUGCACACGAUUGCCGGAACGAUGUAAUUUUAGAAUUUGAUUUUUUUUGGCCCCUUAAAUAUAAAAUACAAAGAUAGAAGGUGGUGUCCGCAUCUCCUCAUGUACCUUUGCGUUCUCUU
Messenger RNA from Zea mays, 2193 nucleotides. Its product is annotated as Glucose-6-phosphate isomerase 1 chloroplastic. Gene Ontology annotation, biological process: glycolytic process; glucose 6-phosphate metabolic process; gluconeogenesis. Gene Ontology annotation, molecular function: monosaccharide binding; carbohydrate derivative binding; glucose-6-phosphate isomerase activity. Lineage: Eukaryota; Viridiplantae; Streptophyta; Magnoliopsida; Poales; Poaceae. The record is from RefSeq and is marked provisional. The coding region runs from base 108 to 1958 and encodes 616 amino acids. The transcript is spliced from 14 exons. Gene Ontology annotation, cellular component: cytosol.